Pyricularia pennisetigena is the source of this 345-nucleotide messenger RNA. RefSeq lists its product as uncharacterized. The record is from RefSeq and is a predicted model, not a curated record. The transcript has 4 exons. The coding region runs from base 1 to 345 and encodes 114 amino acids. Lineage: Eukaryota; Fungi; Ascomycota; Sordariomycetes; Magnaporthales; Pyriculariaceae.
AUGUCGGCCAAGUACGCCUUUACGCAGAGCCUCAAGGAGGUCCGCUUUCUCUUCUGCCAGACCGCCGACCACAGCGCAGGAGUCAGGUCGUUCCUCAUGAGGGCAUACCCGACCAUGAAGAAGAACAACCCGACCACCCCCAUCCUGAUCCGCGAGGCCGCCGGCACUAUCCCCAAGGUCUACGCGAGGUACGACCUCGGCGUCGAGAAGAGCCAAUCAUUAGAAGGACUUUCGGAUAAGCAAAUCGAGGAGGCGGUUACGGGGCUUGUCAAGCAGGGGCACUCCAGGCUCUGGUACUUUGGGUGGAAAAUCUUGGAGGGGGAGGCCAGUUACUCACCUGUAUAA